AUGACGAUAAACAAACUGGUUGAACAACUUUAUUGCGACAACAUAAAGCAUGCCAAUGAUUAUGUUUGCGUCGUGCAUGUUCCUGAGAGUUAUGACCUCUCAACGGGAAGUCCUUGUGUGGUUGAUAAACUGCUGAAAGAGCUACAAGAUAAAGUGAAAUCGCUUGAAGACAAGUUUGGAGACAAACUUCUAAAACACUGCUUAGACGGAAAAUUUCGCACGGGUCAAGGAAAACCGGGUGAUGUUAUUUGCCAGUUAGCACAAGAGGAAGGCGCCGACUUGAUUGUAAUAGGCUCACGUGGGCUAGGCAAGAUACGUAGAGCUCUCCUCGGCUCUGUGAGCGAUCACGUCGUUCACCAUUCUCAUAUUCCAGUUGUCGUCUGCAGACCUAAAGAGCAUCACAACCACCAGAAAGAAACCUGAAAUGGACCUUCCAGUGCAAAGGGACUUAUUUGUCUUUGUGCUAUCAUUUACACA
This is a messenger RNA of Mercenaria mercenaria, 477 nucleotides long. Its product is annotated as universal stress protein Slr1101-like. The transcript has 4 exons. Lineage: Eukaryota; Metazoa; Mollusca; Bivalvia; Venerida; Veneridae. The record is from RefSeq and is a predicted model, not a curated record. Bases 1 to 423 code for a protein of 140 amino acids.